Molecule: messenger RNA, 615 nt
Organism: Ixodes scapularis (black-legged tick)
Lineage: Eukaryota; Metazoa; Arthropoda; Arachnida; Ixodida; Ixodidae
Exons: 5
Coding region: 1-615 (204 amino acids)
Biological process (GO): symbiont-mediated perturbation of host defenses
Molecular function (GO): amine binding
Source: RefSeq, a predicted model, not a curated record
AUGGAGGUGAUGCCUUUUUUCUUUCUAUGGUGUUUCUUAGCAAUACUUGUCGAUGCGACACCAGGAGAAAUACGAAUUGACGAGGAGCAAAAUUAUUGGCAAUAUCAAGACAUCAACCGGACUCUGAAUAACCCUGAUCGAGAUUCUUGGUUGUACUAUCGAACAUAUACAAGGGACGACGCUUGUGUGUAUGUGAAAGUGAGCAAAAAGCAACCGAAUGGAAGUGAUUACGAAUUUGUCCAGGAAUAUAGAUUGGGAACUACAGAAAAUAGCACAAAAACAACGGGGAGAUUUUACGCGACUCCAUAUAAAACAGAGAUGCAUGCCACCGAACGACAAAAUAACAACGCAAUGCGUACAAGCCCAUAUAAAGAUGCCGCAAGUGGAAAAAGAUUCCAGUUGAUUUACACUGACUCUGACAAAUGCGAUAUUCUAAGAGUUCUGGAUGUAGACAACGGGCACGCCUGUGAGCUCUAUCUUCACGAAAACGCAGUUGAGGAUGGUGUCCCUCUGAACUGCAAGACUGUAUAUGGUAAUGCAUGCGGGAAAGGUGAUUCAUCCUACACGCAGCAAGUGUAUCACCCGUGGUGCAAGAAGAACGUUAAGGCCCAAUAG